CUGUCAUUCGACCUGCUGCGCAGUUCCUGUUCACUUCAUUAAUUAUGUAGUAUUGAUUACCUAUUAAAGUAUUACUUAUACAAUACUUCACAUUGGCGUGAAGAAUUCGAAUUCAUGCUUACUAAUUUCUCCUACGACUACACUCUACGGUCAUAAUCUGCCAUGGGAGGGAUCCGAUGCCGAUUCCGCAUGCACUCGCCUGGCAGUCUGCCACCGCCCCACACCUGUUCGGCAGCGGAUGCUCUGCCACCCUUUUCCCCACGAUGCUGGUGGAUAUUAUUUACUGCUGGUACCGCCCUGCCAGUACCAUAGCGCUACCAACGGAUCUUCGUUCCGUGUAGCUGCCUGAACGUGCAUCGCCAAACUGCUCAACGUAAUGCCAAUCGUCCUUCUGGAUGAUCUGGAUGGAGCAAAUUCUUCGUAACGCCCUGAUGACCUUGCAGAGCGCUAUUUCGCCCUACGCGUCAUUCCAUUCAGUUGCUGUUGGUUGUUGUCAUGGCCUGCGUUCACCAUUGUUCUAUGCAGCGUUUACUCUGCAGUCCUGUUAUUCCGUACAGUACGUAUCCUUGUUUACCUCCUUCCGUUAAAUCCACAGAGCAACCUGAACGCGUUAUGUACGAAUGUACAGUACGUCCUGUCCUGGAGUACAAUACACAGUAUCGUACAAUGUUACACCGUUAUUCGAGCCGACUACGCAAUGGUUAAAUCCUUCGUAUGGCGCCUUACACUUUGAAUCUGGAUAACCUUGCUACUGCGGUUCGUAUAGUUUACACCGUAUUUCCUGCACUUGGAUGAUGCGAUGAAUUUCAACUCACAUGCCAGUUGCCGUUCCAGUUCGGUUGCCUGGAUCCGGGAUCGUACUCCUACAUGCACUUUACAAUGCAGUGCAAUACUUUAAUUUAUACGGAUUAAUUCUUAUACUUGCUUAUACGGUUUCGCUAAUACGCUACUUAAUUACAAGUGCUUACCUAACUGCUAAAUUCUAUGCAAGUUCGUUUCUACAUCCCGUACAAUUACAAUUCCGAUACUUAAUUCGUAUCACUUUCGAUACGUGGGGACGAGUUGUCGUGUACGUUGCUGUCCUAGCAACUACUGUUUUACUUCAUACGUCUUCCUGUUAUAUUCCUGUCAUUCGACCUGCUGCGCAGUUCCUGUUCACUUCAUUAAUUAUGUAGUAUUGAUUACCUAUUAAAGUAUUACUUAUACAAUACUUCACAGUACAUGUUCCAAGUAAAUCAAACAGUUGUACGCCGUCAGAUGAUCCAGGAUAAAAUUCGUGCACAGCUCGGCCAGCCAGGGCAAAUCGUACUUGUCAGCGCAGUACAGUGUCUGCACCGCGUUCUCCGCUGCGAGAUGCUCCAUCGUAUCCGUGUACAUGUAACUGCAAACGCAAAAAUCACCCUACAAUGCAUUCCAACGGAUGCAAUUCAGAAAAACGUGCUGGGAUAUUAGACGUAUUUGCUGCAGUAAACAAAGUCCCAUAUGUGUGAGAUGCUGGCCAAACACGUUUAAACAUGUCGUCGUGCACCAGACGUACCUGAGCAUGUUGGCGAACGCGUCUGGAGGGAUCUCGGGGAUCUGGAUGACACUGGCACAGCGCUCGGCCCAGCUCCCGUCGAACAUGGCCUGGAAGACGUCGCUGCUGACGCUCAGCACUAACCUGCCGUACAAACCACCUUGUUUUAUUUUUCCUGUGAGAGAAGCAGUAUAGUGUGGCCUGUGGGACGCUGUCGAUUAAGGUGCGGAGUCUACUGACUUGUGUGCGCGGAACGUCUUCACUGCGCCACACUGGCGUCCCACGGCGAAUUCCACAUCCGUCAGCUCUCUGUUGGAUAGAAGACUCUUCCAACGACUGGACAGUAGCUGGAGAGAACCACGACGCUCAGAACUGGCAGAUGAAGAUGAAAUCUGCGCCAUAACUGCAGGCUACUGUUCUGCGUAGCAGCUGCAGAGACUACACUGUGCGGCCAAUUCGCAAACGGGGAACAAAUAAAAGCAACAGAAAAUGCAGUAUAAUGAAGUGGGGUUGCUGAACUGAAGCUCUAAAAAUUCUGAAAUUUCUCAAACCAAUCAACUGUAAAAAAUGAGCGAAACUGAAAAAACCAAGAUUGCUUAUUUCCUAAAAAAUACAAAAUGCAGACAUGGUAGUGCGGACUGAGGAGAAAGGCCAGCUGAUCGGAAGUGAUGUGAAUGAAUUGCCAUAAUUCAUAGUCUGCACCGAACCGCCCGCCACGACCUACCUAAUCAGCCAGCAUGAGUCAGACCGUGGCACGCUGCUGGCCUGUGUGUGACUGUGUGUAUCAUCGGCUCUGUCGACUUUGUUUGGAUAUCCUGGUUCAGACUUCAGCGCUGUCUCUCUGUCUCUGUGCUGAACUCGCUGCUGCUUCUGUACGCGAGUGUUAUAACACACUGCAGUACGCACUACGCAGCGCAGGCCAAAAAGCGAUUAAUACAGCUCGAGUGGAGAACUGUGAUUGUUUAUCUCUCCUCAUUCCAAGGACCCCCCAAAUCUGCAUUGCUCACAAAUCAAUCCCUUGUGUAUUUCCCAAAUGCAUACAUCAUAAUCUCUAUUUUACCUUGUUCCUGGUGAUCCGUGUUGUGGAUGGCCCAUUCAUCGGGGGCGAUGGCGGUAGGGGGCCCCCUGGUGCCCGUGGGAGGGACGCGCGGCCCCACGUCCCUCGACGACAUCGAUCUCAAUGCGCUCAAAGAUCCGAGUGGGGUGCUGGAGCUGAUCGAGGUGGUGGGGAAUGGGACGUACGGGCAGGUGUACAAAGGACGACAUAUGCGGACGGGACAGCUGGCCGCCGUCAAGAUCAUGGAGCUGUCGGAGGAGGAUAUUGAGGAGAUCAAGCUGGAGAUCAAUCUCCUCCGCAAGUAUUCCCAUCAUCGCAACAUCGCCACCUAUUACGGCGCCUUCAUCCGGAAGAGUCUGCCCGGCAAAGACGACCAACUAUGGCUGGUAAUGGAGUACUGCGGCGCCGGCUCGGUGACGGACCUGGUGAAGGCCACCCGCGGCGGCAGUCUGAAGGAGGAGUGGAUCGCCUACAUCUGCCGGGAGAUCCUGCGCGGCCUGAGUCAUCUGCACAACAGCAAGGUCAUCCACCGCGACAUCAAGGGCCAGAACGUCCUCCUGACCGACAACGCCGACGUUAAGCUGGUCGACUUCGGCGUCAGUGCGCAUCUGGACCGCACCAUUGGACGGCGCAACACCUUCAUCGGGACGCCCUACUGGAUGGCCCCGGAAGUCAUUGCCUGUGAUGAUAAUCCUGGAGCAACCUAUGAUAACCGGAGCGAUCUGUGGUCACUGGGUAUCACGUCCAUCGAAAUGGCCGAAUCUUCUCCCCCAUUAUGUGAUCUGCACCCGAUGCGCGCCCUCUUCCUGAUCCCGCGCAAUCCCUCCCCGCGUCUAAAAUCGAAGAAAUGGUCCAAGAAAUUCGUCAGCUUCAUCGAGCAGGUCCUGGUCAAGGACUACCACAAACGCCCCCCCACCGACACCCUCUUAAAACACCCCUUCGUCCGCUGCGAAGCGGCCGCCGAACGCCAGACCCGCAUCCAGCUGAAAGACCACAUCGACAAGUGCAAGCGUCUGCGCGGCAAAGUCAUCGACGCCCCCUGGGAACUGCAGGGCGAGUUCCACCAGUUCAGCGGCAGUGAUGAGGAGGCGGAGAACAACACCCCGGCGGUGGAGGCCCCGCCCCCUGAACGGGCGGCGCCCCGCAAUGUUCCCGCGCCGCGGUUGGUGGCGCCCAGUGAGUCGACGCUGCGGAAGAACUUCCUGCAGUUGCAGCAGAAGCAUCUGGUGCCCCAGGGGGGUGGGGCGGAGGGGGAGCGGAGUAAUGGCGCGGGUGGGGAGCAUAAGGCGCCGAUUAUGCGGGAGAUUCGGGAGCCGGUGGUGCAUCGGCCGCAGCGGGAGAGUGGGCAGUUUGGCGGGGAGCGGGAGCCGCCGCUACUGCCGGAGAAGACCAAGCCCCCCAUGCGGUUGGUGGGGCAGCCGGCGGCCAUCCCGGCACUUCCGGCUAGAGCGCAACAACAGCAAGUGCAGAAAGUAGAGGACCUGGACGCCGUGGCGGCGCAGCUGGCGCGGCUGGGCGCGGCGUCCACAAGCGAGAGCAGCCUGGCUGGGAGUCGUCGCGACAGCGACAACGAGACACCGCCGCCGCCCAAGCAGACCAAACAGAUGCGCCGCGUCAUCAGCGUCUCCAGCGACGAGGACAACGACGACCUCAGCCCGGACGAGGCGCCACCGGGGGCGGGCGCCCCGCCGGCCGGUCGCAGCAGUCGCCGGCUGGCUUCCAGUUCGGAGUCCAGCAGUGACGAGAGCGGGGCGUCGGAUAGUGAGGAGACCUCGGAGGACGACGAUAAUGUGUUGGAGGAGAUUGUCACGCGCCAGAACCGCGCCAACGCCGAAAUGGAGAAUUCUGUGAACAGUCAGUUGCUGCCGGCGGGCCCCCCGCAAUCCAAACCGCCGCCCCUGCCUCCACAGUCCUCCAUCCAGAACCGGCCCCUCCCCCCGCUGCCCCCGGAAGCCUCCCCGCAGUCUUCCCAAGGCGCCAAGAGCCGUGCCUCCACGGUGUCGGUCAUCAAUGAUCCCGCGACGGCGGCGGCCAAAGGCGACAGUGAUAACGACGGCGAUGGAACGAUACGCAAACCCAAACGCGCCUCUUCCGAGCGCUCGGCAACGCGGCCGGAUGCGCAUCUCACCAGCCAAGGAUCGAGUUCGUCGUUCCGCGAGAGGGAACGCGAACGCGAGCGCCCGAUAUCGCAACAAGUCCAGCCGCCGACGGCGGCGGUUGCGGCUAGUGGAGCGUCGUCGCGGGCGCCCAUGCAGCGCGAAUCCUUCGCCAAGAUCCGGCAGGCCUCGGCGGCCACGUCCACUCCCUUCAGCGGGCAGCCGCCGGCGGGAGCGGCCCGCGACAAGGAAGCCAUGGCCAAAUCGCGCUCGUCCUACCAGUUUCCGCCGGUUAAUGCGCCCGUACAGGCGAACGCCAGUCCCCCGUCGACCAGCAACGGCGCCAACGGGCCGCAGUACGCCCGCGACCGCAACGGCGCCGUGAUGCCGGACCUGGUGCCCGUGGGGGUCAGCACCGGCGGCAGCCAUUCCCCGCAACUCCCUCAAGACAAACGCACGUCCGAGGAGCUACGGCGUUCUCUGCAAUAUCGCAUGGCGGUGUCGAAAUCGGGCCUCAACGGCAUGCCCCUGACCAACGGCAGCAGCGGCAACCUCACCCAGCUGCAGCAGCAACAACAGCAGCAGCAACAAGCGCAGAAGAAGCCGGUGUAUCCCUUCGCGCUGCAGCAGGCCAUCCCCGCGGGCGGUGUCAUCAACAAACGCGAAUCGCUGGCGGUCAACGUCAACGUCAUGCCCAGCGAGUCGGCCAGCAACUUCCAGGCCCUGCGCCCCAACCAGCCGGCCCCCGUCACCAGCGCCUCUGUCGCCGUGUCCGUCGCGCAGUCCAGCAUCGCCGGCGGUCUGGGGGAUACCCCGGAGAUCCGCAAAUACAAGAAGAAAUUCAGUUCGGAAGUGUUGUGUGCCGCGUUGUGGGGGGUGAACCUGCUGAUCGGCACGGACUCGGGGCUGAUGCUGCUGGACCGCAGCGGGCAGGGCAAGGUGUACCAGCUGAUCCACCGGCGGCGCUUCCAGCAGAUGGAGGUGCUGGAGAACCAGAACAUCCUGGUGACCAUCAGCGGCAAGAAGAACCGCCUGCGCGUCUAUUAUCUCUCCUGGCUGCGCAACAAGAUCCUGCGCACGGAGACGGCCGGGCCCGCCGUGGAGGGGAAGCGCGCCGGCUGGAUGAACCAGUCCGACAUCCAGGGCGCCGUCCACUUCCGCAUCGUCAAGUACGAGCGGAUUAAAUUCCUCGUCAUCGCGCUGAAGGACGCCGUGGAGAUUCAUGCCUGGGCGCCCAAACCCUACCACAAAUUCAUGCAGUAUAAGUCUUUCAGUGAGUUGCAGCAUAAGCCGCUGCUGGUGGAUUUGACGGUGGAGGAGGGCAGCCGGCUGAAGGUGGUGUACGGGUCCAGCGAGGGCUUCCACGCCGUCGACGUGGACGCCGGCACCGUCUACAACGUCCACACGCCGCCGCCCGAGCAGACGCCCAUCACGCCGCACGCCAUCGUCACGCUGCCCAACAGUCAGGGCAUGCAUUUACUGCUUUGCUACGACAAUGAGGGUGUCUACGUCAAUACAUACGGGAAGAUGCUCAAGAAUGUCAAGCUGCAAUGGGGAGAAAUGCCGACCAGUGUGGCGUUUAUCGCGGGGCAGAGUGGUGCCAAUGGCGGGAGCAGUGCCGGCGGGAGCGGCAGUACGCACGCGCAGAUCAUGGGCUGGGGCAACAAGGCCAUCGAGAUCCGCAACGUGGAGUCGGGACACUUGGACGGCGUCUUCAUGCACAAAAAAGCGCAGAAGCUCAAGUUCCUCUGCGAGCGCAACGAUAAGGUCUUCUUCUCCUCCGCCAAAACCGGCGGCUCCGCUUGCCAAAUCUACUUUAUGACGCUGAAUAAGCAUACGAUGACGAACUGGUGAAUAGAAGCGCCGAUUAACGCCGCAUGUGGAGAUUAUAUGGAAAAAAUAUGAUUUCCGGAAAAUAUUUUUCCUGGAAUUUUUUUGAUGGGAUGUUUCUGGAUGAUUUUUUGGUGUGCCAGUCUGCUACAAUCUCGCGCGACCGGAGCCGUUAUUCAGGCAAUUAAUCUCGACGAAUGGGUCUCCUGCCGCGGGACUGUGCGGACGGAAAUAGAAAUUGUUCUGCUUUUAACAUUACGCGCGUGUGCGCAUCGCGAGUAUUAGCGUCGUUCUUCCGCUGCGCUCGCCCAACGCAACGCGUGCGCCGUGUGUGCAACAUGUGGUGGUGUCUUCUCUUCUGCCAAAACCCGUGAAUGUGUCUUGUUGUUUUUUGUAUAUCACUUUUGCUCCGUACGUUCUCUCUCUCUCUUCUGAUGAAAAAAUACAAACGUGCUUUUUUUUACUUUUUUACAGAAAAUUUGUUGUUUGCAAAAUUGCAGAUAAUUGUUCAUGUUAGUAUUUUAUAUAUAUAUCUUACGUUCAAGUGUGUUUUUAAUUAGUGUUUGUAGCCGGUUUUUUUAACGCUUUUAUUCUGUACAUUCGCAUGUUGCGCCUGCUUCUUGACUUGUGCUUGAAUUGAUAAACUGAUGGUGA
This is a messenger RNA of Paramacrobiotus metropolitanus, 7153 nucleotides long. RefSeq names its product serine/threonine-protein kinase mig-15-like. NCBI's taxonomy places the organism in Eukaryota, Metazoa, Tardigrada, Eutardigrada, Parachela, Macrobiotidae. The record is from RefSeq and is a predicted model, not a curated record. Gene Ontology annotation, biological process: protein phosphorylation. Gene Ontology annotation, molecular function: ATP binding; protein kinase activity.